This is a messenger RNA of Trichechus manatus latirostris (Florida manatee), 3841 nucleotides long. It is a transcript of the gene TDRD12, whose product is annotated as tudor domain containing 12. The coding region runs from base 1 to 3831 and encodes 1276 amino acids. Gene Ontology annotation, biological process: germ-line stem cell division. Gene Ontology annotation, molecular function: ATP binding; nucleic acid binding. Lineage: Eukaryota; Metazoa; Chordata; Mammalia; Sirenia; Trichechidae. The record is from RefSeq and is a predicted model, not a curated record. The transcript has 31 exons.
AUGUUGGAGGUCCUGGUGCUGAAGAUUGAAGAUCCAGGUUGCUUCUGGGUUGUUAUAAAAGGAUAUAGUCCCUUUUUGGAUCAUGAAGUUGACUAUCAGAAACUAAAUAGUGCCAUGAAUGACUUCUAUAACAGCAGGUGUCAGGAUAGAAAAAUAAAACCAUUGCUGUUGGAAGAAGGGCAGGUUUGUGUGGUUUACUGUCAGGAGCUGAAGUGCUGGUGCAGGGCCAUUAUUAAGUCAAUCAUGUCUUCGGCCGACCACUACUUGGCAGAAUGUUUCCUUGUGGAUUUUGCCAAGUACAUUCCAGUAAAAUCUAAAAACAUCCGGGUUGCAGUGGAAGCUUUUAUGCAGCUUCCCUAUAGAGCGAAAAAAUUUGGACUGUACUGCACGAAACCAGUUACGUUGCACAUUGACAUCUGUGAAGACAGUGCUGAAAUCGUGCCUGCCAGGAAAUGGGACAGUGCUGCUAUUCAGUACUUCCAGAACAUUCUAAAAGCUACUACCCAUGUGGAAGCCAAGUUAUGUGCUGUGGAAGAAGAUACUUUUGAGGUUUACCUUUAUGUAACUAUAAAAAGUGAGAAAGUGUGUGUUAAUGAUGAUCUGGUUGCAAAGAACUUCGCUUGUUAUGUGUCACCCACCGAGAAUAAAAUCCUUGAUUGUUUAGAGAAAGCAAGAUUGAAUAUAAAAUCAGCAUCUUUCUCCAAUAAACUCAAUCCUGCACUUACUCUUUGGCCAAUGUUUUUGCAAGGAAAAGCUUCUCAAGGGAUAAAAAAUAAAGCUGUAAAAUGUAAUACGGAACCAAUGAAAGAUUCACCUAAAAAGAAAGCUGAAAAGAAGCAGCAGUGCGUCCCUUUAAAAGGUGUAAACGAGUAUGUUGAAUCAUCUGCAUACUGGCCAACAAGAAGAGGCAUAACCAUUUAUGCUGAUCCAGAUAUUCCAGCAGCAAGUGUUUUAUGUCAGAAGCCAAAAGAGAAACCACUGAGAUUGGCUGAGAAGAAAGAAUAUGAUGAGAAGAAUGGCUGUCUCAAAUUACUGCAGUUUUUAAAUCCUGAUCCUUUGAGAGCUGAUGGAAUCUCUGAUCUACAGCAGUUGCAGAAGUUGAAGUUGGGUUUGCAGCAGCCCUUUGUGGUACUCGGAAACAAGAUUGAGCCCUGCCUAACCAUUGAGAUGUCGCCACUUUCAGCAGACCUAAAAAAGGCUCUUCAAAGAAAUAAGUUUCCGGGACCUAGCCACACUGAAUCUUACUCUUGGCCUCCCAUAGCACGUGGCUGUGAUGUGGUUGUCAUUUCUCAUUGUGGAAAUGACCCUUUGUUGUACCUUCCACCAGUGCUUACGAUUUUGCAAACAGGGGGCUGCUAUAAGUCAUUACCAAGUAGAAACGGACCUCUGGCAGUCAUCGUGUGCCCUGGGUGGAAAAAGGCUCAGUUCAUUUUCCAGUUAUUGGGAGACUAUAGUAUGUCGUCCAGGCCUCUUCAUCCUAUGUUGUUAACAAUUGGACUCCACAAAGAUGAAGCCAAAAAUAUGAAGCUUCCAAGAGGGUGUGAUGUGAUUGUUACAACACCACAUAGCCUCCUGAGACUUCUUAAAUAUCAAAGUUUGUUAUUCCUUAGAGUCUGUCACCUGAUUUUGGAUGAGGUGGAAGUAUUAUUGUUUGAAGCUAAUGAACAAAUGUUUGCUAUAUUAGAUAACUUUAAAAAAAAUAUAGAGAUUGAAGAAAGGGAAUCAGCGCCACAUCAGAUUAUUGCAGUUGGGGUUCAUUGGAACAAACAUAUAGACCAUUUAAUCAAAGAAUUCAUGUAUGACCCCUACGUUGUGAUCACGGCCAUGGAAGAGGCUGCACUCUACGGCAGUGUCCAGCAGGUAGUACAUCUUUGCCUAGAGAGUGAAAAAACCUCUACCUUGCUCCAGACACUUGAUUUCAUCCCGCGUCAGGCGCAGAAGACCUUGAUCUUCACCUGCUCUGCAGCUGAAACGGAAACUGUGUGUAAGGUAGUUGAAAGCAGUUCAGUAUUUUGCUUGAAAAUGCAUAAAGAGAUGGUUUUUAAUUUAAAAAGCGUUUUAGAACAGUGGAAGGAGUUAAGUGCUGGCUCUCACAUUGUGUUGGCUUUGACUGAUGACUGCAUACCACUCCUGGCCGUCACCGAUGCCACGUGUGUGAUUCACUUCAGCUUCCCGUCCUCACCAAAAAUUUUUGGUGGACGCCUGUACUGCAUGUCUGAUCAUUUUCAGAGUUUAACUGAACAGGGGUCUGCUGUAGAACAGGGAGAUAAGAAAACCAAGUCUGUUUUGCUGCUGACGGAGAGAAACGCAUGCCACGCGGUGGGUGUCCUGCGCUACUUGGAGCGCGCAGAUGCCAAAAUCCCAUCAGAGCUGUAUGAGUUUACUGCAGGCGUUCUGGAAGCCAAAGAAGAAAAAAAAGCCAAAAGGCCUCUUUGUCCCUAUCUUAAGGCUUUUGGUUUUUGCAAAGACAAAAGGAUCUGUCUUGAUCGACACUAUAUUAAUCCAGAAAUAGACAUGCCAAGGAAGUUAUCUAACCAAGCUCUCCCAGUGUUUGGAUAUGUUAAAAUGAUACCUUUUUACAUUUUGAAUGCAACAAACUACUUUGGUCGUAUAAUUGAUAAACAUGUGGAUCUUUACGAGGCCCUUAAUGCUGAAAUGACCAAGUAUUUUAAGGAUUCCAGUAAUAAAACAAUUGUUGAAAAGGUGGAGAAAUUUGGAUUAUAUGGAUUAGCAGAAAAAACACAUUUUCACAGAGUUCAGGUGUUGGAGAUGAGCCAAGAAGAAGACUCUUGGACCCUGGAUAAUGUCCUCGUGAAGUUCAUAGAUGAAGGCAGGACCGGACUUGUCACAAGAGACCAACUGCUUCACCUCCCAGAAGGUUUCCGCACUCUUCCGCCCCAGGCUGUGGAGUUUAUUGUUUGCAGAGUGAGACCUGCUGACAAUGAGGUUGAGUGGAAUCCAAAGGUUACUAGGUACGUUCAUCAUAAAAUCAUUGGAAAAUUGCAUGAUGCAAAAGUGAUGCUGGCUUUGGGAAAUACUGUUUGGAUUGAUCCAAUGGUGCACAUUACAAAACUUUCAAAUUUGAAAACUUCUGUUGUUGAUUAUAAUGUUCGAUCUGAGAUUUUGUCCAUGGGAAUGGGCGUUGAUAAUUCGGAACAUAUAGAACAACUGAGAAAGUUAUACAAAGGAGCUACAAUGCCAGCUUUUGAAGAAACCCUGACACCUCCUAGAGCAGAAGAUGCUGCUGCUCUGAAGAACACAGGGAAAGAGGACGGGGGUUCUGAGAGAGGCGCUCAUUCUGGGACGAACUCGGAAAACCCAGAGCACGAGGCUUUAUCUGAAAACACUGAAGACACUUCCAUUAACAAAAGUGCACAGCCAGAUCUGAAAAGUUUCCACCCACAGAUAAAAUGGUUUCAAAAAGACGAUGUGAUCAUCUUAAAGAUAAAAAUAAGGAAUGUGAAAGAUUACAGAUGUAAAUAUUUCAGAGAUAGAGUGGUUUUCAGUGCCUGGGUGGGAGACAGAUUUUACUUGGCUGAUAUGGAGCUUCAGGCCAACAUAAUAAAAGACGACUGCAGAUGCAUCAUUAACAAUGAGGAGCCCGUCAUCACUCUCGCAAAAGAGAGAAGGGAAUCUUGGUGUAGCUUACUCAAACGGAAGAAUCCGAACGUGGCUUUUGAUUUUGAUCACUGGGAGGAAUGUGAAGAGGACAGCCACUUCUCCAAGGUUGUGAAUUCUAAAAGCCCACCCAGCAAAGUGGCAGAAGUGGUUGAAAACAGUGACAAGUCUUCAGAGGAUGGCAAAGUGAGAGUGAGUGAGACUGUGAAUUAAACCCCGAAGC